Molecule: messenger RNA, 766 nt
Organism: Fragaria vesca subsp. vesca
Lineage: Eukaryota; Viridiplantae; Streptophyta; Magnoliopsida; Rosales; Rosaceae
Product: glutaredoxin-C13-like
Exons: 1
Coding region: 458-766 (102 amino acids)
Cellular component (GO): nucleus; cytoplasm
Source: RefSeq, a predicted model, not a curated record
AGUUUGAUACAUAUAUAGUUUCUUAGUAUAAGUAAUGUAUUGCAUGCAUGAAAUACAUCUGCCAACUUGUUCAGACUAACAGAACAGUAGUCUUUAUCUUCUAAAGUUGCUUUAUUAGUUUGGGCAUCUAAAUAAAGACCAUCCUCUUUUGAAUGCUCUUGUUCAAACAAAGCAUUCCCCUCCUAUACUGUCCCUAUAAAUAGUCCAACAUGAGAGCUCAAAUAUUCAAACUAUCAUAAGCUUCAAACAUUUCCUCCUAGCCUAAUUCCCUCCGUCUCCAAAGUCGAAAACCAACUUCCCCAUUGGGUCGAGUUCACCUUGGAUUCGAUCCGAUGGUCUUGACCUCUCAAUAAGUAAACUACUGUUUCGUAACCAAGGGUUACUUUUCGUCUUCCCUUGGCUUACAUUUUCCUUGGUUUAAGACGAAACUUUCCUAUAUCGAAUCAAGCUUGUCAAGAUGGACAAGGUAAUACGGUUGGCAUCAGCGAAUGAUGUGGUGAUUUUUAGCAAGAGCUCAUGUUGCCUGUGCUAUGCAGUCAACAUUCUAUUUCAGGAGAUUGGAGUGCGCGCUUCAGUUAAUGAGAUCGACAAUGACCCUGAUGGCAGGGAAAUGGAGAAGUGUCUAAUGAGGAUGGGGUGCUCUUCUGUUCCGGCCGUGUUCAUAGGUGGACAACUGAUCGGAUCAACCAAUGAAGUCAUGUCCCUCCACCUUAAAGGGCAACUGAUCCCAAAACUGAAGGCUUAUGAGCAGAAGGCUACGUCCUGA